Molecule: messenger RNA, 774 nt
Organism: Panicum virgatum (switchgrass)
Lineage: Eukaryota; Viridiplantae; Streptophyta; Magnoliopsida; Poales; Poaceae
Product: NAC transcription factor 47-like
Exons: 3
Coding region: 1-774 (257 amino acids)
Biological process (GO): regulation of DNA-templated transcription
Molecular function (GO): DNA binding
Source: RefSeq, a predicted model, not a curated record
AUGGCUUUCCCACAACCUGCAGUCAGUGCAGCCUCAAUCGCACACGCACCAGCUGGUUUCAAGUUUAGACCUACUGAUGAGGAAGUCAUCCUGCACUACCUCCGGCCUCGUGCGGUGAAUGCGCCGCUCCCUUCAUCAUUUAUCGUAGAUGCAGACGUGCUGAGCCACAAUCCUUGGGAGCUACUACCAGAGGGGUCCACGGAGAAAUAUUUUUUCUCUCAAAGAGUUCUGAAGUGGCCAAUUGGAAACCAAUGGAAUCGUGCUGCAGGUGAUGGGCACUGGAAGACAUCAGGCAAGGACGUAUCAAUCUUUUGUCGUCCUCUCAAUGGUGGAGAGCCUCUCAUGAUCGGCUCAAAGAAAACCCUGGUGUUCUACCAUGGGAAAUCAGAUUUUGGUGAGAACACUGAAUGGGUGAUGCAGGAGUACAGCCUUGUUGGAGCCGGCCUCACACCCUAUCGUGUGAUGAGGCCUGGUGGAAGCAAUCACUUUGGGGAAUCCAGCUCUGCUGCUGCGACCAUCACUGAGAAAAAUGGUAAUCAAUCUGGAGCUCUCAACAAUGCCAAGGUUCAAGUCCUGGUAAAUCCAGAUAACUCUUGGGUUGUAUGCCACAUAUACAAGAAGAAGAAUCACAUGCCACGUGUGAUUGCUCAGGUUUACAACAGUGCAGAGGGAGAGCAGGUCCCCUUCUACAACUUCCUUGAGAUGGGAAAUUCCAAGGAAGAGAGUAGCGAGCGCACCAACGUGAAGGCAAAUUCCACGGGGCUGGGCAACUGA